AUGCCGAGGCUGCUCGUGUUCCACCUGCUAGGAGUCUGCCUGCUGCUGCACCAGCUCCCCACAGCUCUCUGCUCCAAUUCAACAGAAAUCGUGAAGCUAUGCAGCUAUGAAUUAGUACACUACUGGAACAAACUAUGUGCCUGGAACAAGUGGGGACCUGUUUCCAGUAGGAGCAAGCCAGCAUUGGUGGCCGUCCUGCCCACAGAUAUGGCAUCAUAUACCAACAAAGAUACAGAAACCUUAAAUAAGAUGUCAAAAUUCAUUCCUAAUUUUCAAGAGGAGGGGGCGGCAAAUGAAGAACUUCAGAAAAUAACCCAGAAGAAAGACAGUGAAGCAGAAGACCACAGGCCUUCAGAAUUAAACCACUUAGGUUCAAAUGAACAUUCCAGAAGGAGGAAAACAUUAAGUGAAUCGUUAAGUGAAAAGUGUUGUGUCCAAGGUUGUACUGUAAAAGAGCUUGUGAGCGUAUGUUGA
This is a messenger RNA of Orycteropus afer afer, 474 nucleotides long. Its product is annotated as prorelaxin H2-like. The transcript is spliced from 2 exons. The record is from RefSeq and is a predicted model, not a curated record. Bases 1 to 474 code for a protein of 157 amino acids. Gene Ontology annotation, molecular function: hormone activity. Lineage: Eukaryota; Metazoa; Chordata; Mammalia; Tubulidentata; Orycteropodidae. Gene Ontology annotation, cellular component: extracellular region.